AUGAGUGAUAAUGCAAAUGCAGGAACGAUGAAUCCAAAUCAGAAACGAAUAGUUGUAGGAAUGUACAAAAACACCAAAUCUUCAACAAAAGUGUUCAAAUCCCCAUUUCAAGAUAUUCCACAACCAACAUUUGACUUAUUUAAGGAUGAAAUCCAAGACAAUCUUAAUAAAAUACUUGUUGAUGGAGAUUUGUCUCUUCCUGGCAAGUCGUUUAUUGAUAUUUCAAGACAAUUAGCAAUUCCAACGGAAACUAGUCCAACAGAAGGCCAUCAGCUUUACGAUUUCACAUCUCAACAUGUUGUUGAUUUUGCAAACGACGUAACAACUCAUAUUUCUAAAUUCAAAAAUGUUGAUCAAAUUGGUUCGUUUUGGACGGACAUUUCAUCAAAAAUCAACGAAAUCUCCAUUUCUUUCUCUCCUCUAUCUACUAAAUCCAACAGGUUGCCUCUUCUUCGUUCCAAAUUCGAAGAUGUUAUCAAAACAAACUUAGAAAGCACUUUACCAGAAUUUGACCGUGUCUGUGAUAUUAUCAUCAAAGAAUACAAUAACAACAGAACUCCUGAAAACUUCGAAACGGAAAAACUCGCUUUUAAUUUCGUAAAAGAUAGCGGUCUUUUCGAUGAAGUCUUCCUUCCGAAAUUAAUACAGUCAGUUGUUGAUCGCAUUCGCGACCAAGUUGAUGCUGCUUUUGAAGGUCCUCUCCAUGAAUAUUUAUCUCAAGCUGUUUCUCUCGUUCAAAGCGAAAUCAACGAUGCAGAACCAUUCAUUUCUCCAUCAUCAUUACGAAAACUACAAAGAGAGCUUUAUAAUCUCAUUUUUACCUCCAAAUUCCAACAAAUUGUUAAAGUUGGUCUUCCUGUUAUUGUUAAAGAGAAGAAUGCCGAUUCCAUUAAAAUCUGUGUCAAUCUUGCCAAAGAAACAGAUAAAAUUAAUGAGUUUGUCCGUAGAUUAUCUCAUGUUUUCGAAGCCGAGGCCGAUUGCUUCAAUUUAGAGAAUCCAAUUGCCCAUAUCCUUGAUCUCCAUCGGACCAUGAUCAUGUUCAAUGAAGCAGCCCAAUUUUCUCCAGAACAUAUCAAAACAAUCAGAUCUUCCUUCGACAAAGGCUUCAACAACCUUCCUGAUGUUGCCGCCAGACUUCUUGCUAUCGAAGUCAACAGGGAAUUCAUCACUGGCCAAGUUUCAGACGAAACUUUGGAACAUCUUUUAGAUGUAUUCAAAAUCCUUUCAUACAAAGAUGUUUUCGUAUCCUACCAUGCAUAUUUCCUUGCCAAACGCAUUCUCCUCAUGAAGAAACACACAGUUGACGAUGAUCUGAAAUUUAUGGAUAAUCUUCGAGUUCUUUGUGGUCCAGAAUACACAAAACCAUUACGUAUGAUGUUCGAAGGCCUCAAACAAUCACUCGAAGUGAUGGACGCCUUGAGAUCUGAGAAAUCAAUUCCGAAAUGGUUCUCUUGUGUGAUGUUUUCACAGGAAUCGUGGCCAGGAAUCGAACCAUGUGACGCAAUCAUUCCUUCCCAGGUACUUCCACACUUGCAAGCCUUCGAAAACAAGGCAGUUGCAGAGAAAAAGAAGAGAAUCAUGCAUUCACUGCAGCUAACACGUGUUAAACUGGAAGUAAAGGGUGUUAAAGGCAUCAAAACUAUCAAGUGCAAUGGCCUUUACGCGAGUUACUUGUUGGCAUUCAAUGAUGUUCCUUCGAUGCUUGUUUCACAGAUUUCCAAAGCGACGAAAAUUGAUCAGAAAGAUGUUGAAGAAAUGACAGAAAUUCUCAAGAGAAAGAGAGCAGGAAAUCUCAUUCUUUUGGUUCACCAAAUGGUCAGAAUCAAUCCAGAGGCAAGUGUUGAAUCUGGAGCAUUGAACAUCGCGUUCUCUUUCCCUCCUAUUUCACAGAAAGAUGACGAACACACAAAGAACGCAAUCAUGCAGAACAGAGACAACCAAAUCGAUGCAAUGGUUGUAAGAAUUCUUAAGUUUGAGAAAUCUCUCGACAGAGAGGAUUUGAAGCUCAGACUAAAGGACGCACUCAAGUUCAGAAUGGAUGACGAAAUGUACGAGAAGAGACUCAACUCCCUCAACAAGAGACAGUUCAUCAAACUCGACGCUUCUGGAUGUGUUAACUAUAUCUAA
This is a messenger RNA of Trichomonas vaginalis G3, 2127 nucleotides long. Its product is annotated as ubiquitin protein ligase binding. Gene Ontology annotation, biological process: ubiquitin-dependent protein catabolic process; protein ubiquitination. The coding region runs from base 1 to 2127 and encodes 708 amino acids. Gene Ontology annotation, cellular component: cullin-RING ubiquitin ligase complex. The transcript has a single exon. The record is from RefSeq and is a predicted model, not a curated record. Gene Ontology annotation, molecular function: ubiquitin protein ligase binding. NCBI's taxonomy places the organism in Eukaryota, Parabasalia, Trichomonadida, Trichomonadidae.